Molecule: messenger RNA, 3349 nt
Organism: Cololabis saira (Pacific saury)
Lineage: Eukaryota; Metazoa; Chordata; Actinopteri; Beloniformes; Belonidae
Gene: tbck
Product: TBC1 domain containing kinase
Exons: 26
Coding region: 155-2818 (887 amino acids)
Biological process (GO): activation of GTPase activity; protein phosphorylation
Molecular function (GO): GTPase activator activity; ATP binding; protein kinase activity
Source: RefSeq, a predicted model, not a curated record
CUCAGCUGUUCCCAUCACGCCGCAAAAACAGGAAGAGAAAUAAUUUAAGAAUAUUUCAAUAAUAAACAUUCAUUCCGUUGACGUGAGUUUACAGCCUUCCCAUUACGGUCGAAAAGACACAUUUUCGAGUGUCUGUGCCUGAGACUGUGGCACCAUGAGGCCCCUGAAAGAUGCCCAGCUGGGAGCCUUCACUUUCUUUGCCUCAGCUCUACCACAUGAUGUCUGUGGUAGCAAUGGCCUCCCUCUCACCCCCAACUCCAUCAAAAUCCUGGGACGUUUCCAGAUCCUCAAGACCAUCACUCACCCCAGACUCUGUCAAUAUGUGGAUAUUUCCAGAGGGAAACAUGAACGGCUCACUGUUGUUGCUGAACAAUAUGCAAGCGGUUUAAGUGAUUUCAAACAAGGACAGAGACCAAGUCCAGAAAAGGUGCUGCAGAUAGCGUAUGAGGUUCUCGAAGGCCUGGAGUUCAUGAACAAUAAUGGUCUGGUGCACAGAGCCCUCAACCUGCACAACGUGUUCCUGGACUGCAAGGGGAAUGUCAAGCUGGCAAAGUUUGGCCUUUAUCACAUGACUGAUCACGGAGCAGAUGUUGAUUUUCCAAUCGGAUACCCAUCAUACCUUGCUCCAGAGGUGAUCGCCCAGGGCUGCUUCCACCCCACCGAUCCAUCACAUGAUGAAGCCCCUCUGGCCUCAGGACCCAAGAGUGAUGUCUGGUCACUUGGGGUUUUGCUCUUUGAGCUGUGUGCUGGAAGAAGACUCCUACAGAACCUUGAUAUCAGUGAGAAACUGAAAUUCAUUUUAACCUUGGGUUGUAUGGAUGACAUUGUCACAGUUCUUGCUGAAGAACAUGGUUGUUUGGACACUAUUAAGGAGAUGCCAGAGAAUGUGCUUGAACUAUUAAGGAAAUGCUUGACCUUCCUACCUUCUAACAGACUGAGCCCUGCAGACCUACUGCGAGACCCCGUGUUUAAUGGCAUUUCCUGCCUCUACACACCCUUCCAAAAGCCUGUCACCCUGUUCUCAUCUUCCCUGCGAUGUGCAAAUCUGGAGCUCCCAGAUGACAUCAGUGACCUUUGCAAAGACGACGAUGAAGAGUACUUGUCGGAGCGGGGCAUAGACGAGGUUUACCACUUGUGGUGUCUGGCUGGCGGAGACCUGGAGAAGGAGCUCACCAACAAGGAAAUCAUCCAGUCCAAACCUCCCAUCUGCACACUACCCAAUUUUGUCCUGGAGGACGGGGAGUCAUUCGGCCAAAGAAGGGAUCGAAGUUUCUUGCUCGACAACACCACGGUGACGCUGUCUCUGUGUCAGCUUAGAAAUAGACUGAAGGAUGUAGCUGGGGAAGCCUAUUACCCUCUACUGGAAGACGAACAGUCGAGCCUGCCUCAGUCCAACAGCAGCAACGAGCUGUCGGCCACCGUCACGCUGCCACUCAUCAUCCGCGAGAGAGAUACCGAGUACCAGCUCAUGCGCAUCAUCCUCUUUGACAGGCUGCUCAAGGCCUAUCCUUACAAGAGGAAUCUAGUGUGGAAAGAGGCCAGAGUGGAUAUUCCCCCUCUGGUUCGGGGGUUGGCUUGGGCUGCGCUGCUGGGCAUUGAGGGUGACAUUCAAUCUAAGUAUGAAGGCAUAGACAAGGAUACGCCCAUACCGACUGACAGACAGAUCGAGGUGGACAUCCCGCGCUGCCACCAGUACGACGAGCUGCUUUCAUCUCCUCAAGGCCACAUAAAGUUCAGGCGCGUGCUUAAAGCCUGGGUGGUCUCCCACCCAGACCUGGUCUACUGGCAGGGUUUGGAUUCACUCUGUGCUCCUUUCCUGUAUUUGAACUUCAACAAUGAAGCCUUGGCGUAUGCCUGCAUGUCUGCUUUCAUCCCCAAGUACCUCUACAACUUCUUCUUGAAGGACAACUCUCAUGUCAUCCAAGAGUACUUGACCGUCUUCUCCCAAAUGAUUGCCUUUCAUGACCCAGAGCUAAGCAACCACCUAAAUGAGAUUGGCUUCAUCCCAGAUCUGUAUGCCAUUCCCUGGUUUCUAACUAUGUUUACACAUGUUUUCCCACUGCACAAGAUCUUCCACUUAUGGGACACGCUGCUUCUGGGCAACUCCUCAUUCCCGUUCUGUAUUGGAGUCGCCAUAUUGCAGCAGCUGAGGGACCGUCUUUUGGCUAACGGUUUCAACGAAUGCAUCCUACUCUUCUCUGACCUGCCAGAAAUUGAUAUCGAACGCUGUGUGCAUGAAUCCAUCAUCCUCUUCCGCUCCACUCCAAAGAGCGCCACAUACCGGCAGCAUGCCCAGCCGCCGAAAGUCGCUGGUGACAACGGCUUUGGGAAAACGACACCAUACUUCUCGUCUGACUACCAGGACAUGGCCAAGACGGACUUGUCUCGGGAGCCCCUGGCACUGUGUGACCUGAAAGCAGAAGUGUCUCCCCGGAUCUCGGCUGAAGACCUAAUCGAUCUCGGGGAACUUUCUGGAGCUGGAGUCUCUAAAAGGAACAAAGCUGGCAAGCUCAGAAUUGUUGCUGUUGACAUUCGCAGCACAGAGGACUUCGGUAGAGGCCACGUUUCUGGCAGCAUCAACGUUCCCUUCAACGCGGCGUUCAGUCCUGAUGGGGAGCUGGUUCAGUGUCCUGCAACAGGUGCCCUGCAGAACUACAGAGGACGUGUCAUUGUGGUCAUCAGCCAUGCCAUGAAGAGCGCAACUAUGUUUGCGACACAUCUAGUCAAGGUGAAUUUCCCACGUGUUUGCAUCUUGGAUGGAGGGAUCAACAAGCUGAAGCCCACUGGACUCCUCACCGUUCCCUCCCCUCAGAUCUGACCCCAUUCCUCAGCAUUACCUUCAUAAAAGGGACUCACUUGAAGACUGUGUUUUGUGGUUUAAGCUUUUAUUAAAGUGCAGAAACAUAUUUGAAAACAAUCUUCACUCCAAUGUACUAGUUUGUCUUUUUCUUUUUUUUUUCGCUUUGAAAUGUUUUUUUUAUUUUUUUUAAUCAGAUUACUUUAUAACAGAAUGUGUAGCCAAUGAAUCAACUAAAAAGGUCAACUUGUUUCCAUGGUUGAAAAUGUUCCAUCUUUUUGACUGCCUCAUAGAUUGAACGUUUGCCAACCUGAAGGCUUGUAUCAGAAAGGUUGGUCAGCAGUAAGAGUGGGUGAUAAAAAAUCUUUAAAUUAAAUCCCAAUAUGUCAAAGGAACUUGUGAUACCCGAACAAAUGAUGAAAAUAUAUGUGAAACGAUGUACAGGAGUUUAUUCAGUGAUUGCAGCUUGAAAGCAGCAGCAUUUAUUUGUGCAAAAAAAAGAGUGAUUUUUCAUCCUUCAUUUCUAAUAAACUUGUCAGUGGUACCAUAUUA